Paramisgurnus dabryanus is the source of this 1532-nucleotide messenger RNA. It is a transcript of the gene eif4a3, whose product is annotated as eukaryotic translation initiation factor 4A3. The record is from RefSeq and is a predicted model, not a curated record. Gene Ontology annotation, molecular function: ATP binding; RNA helicase activity; nucleic acid binding. Lineage: Eukaryota; Metazoa; Chordata; Actinopteri; Cypriniformes; Cobitidae.
GUCUCCUGCAUUGUGCGUCACAGGUGCGACACACGCGGCGUUCUUCCGUUUGGCCUGCAGACGCGCUUUCCUAUUUUACUCGCGUUUUGUAUUAAAAUCGCUCGCAAUAAUGUCCGCGGCCGUCGUUCCCGUGAGAAAGAGGAUCAUGAAGGAGGAAGAUAUGACGAAAAUCGAGUUUGAGACGAGUGAAGAGGUCGAUGUGACGCCAACGUUUGAUACGAUGGGCCUGAGGGAAGAUUUACUACGCGGGAUCUAUGCGUACGGUUUUGAGAAACCAUCAGCCAUCCAGCAGCGAGCCAUUAAACAGAUCAUAAAGGGAAGAGAUGUCAUCGCCCAGUCACAGUCUGGUACUGGUAAAACAGCCACUUUCUGUGUUUCUGUUCUGCAGUGUUUGGACAUUCAGGUUCGUGAGACCCAAGCUCUGAUUUUGGCUCCGACUCGAGAGUUAGCAGGACAGAUUCAGAAGGUUCUUCUGGCGUUGGGUGACUACAUGAACGUUCAGUGUCAUGCUUGUAUCGGAGGAACAAAUGUGGGUGAAGAUAUCAGAAAACUGGACUACGGUCAGCAUGUGGUGGCUGGGACCCCUGGAAGAGUGUUUGAUAUGAUCCGCAGGAGGAGUCUGAGAACACGAGCUAUCAAGAUGCUGGUUCUGGAUGAAGCUGAUGAAAUGCUCAACAAAGGUUUUAAGGAGCAGAUUUAUGACGUGUACAGAUAUCUCCCUCCGGCCACUCAGGUGUGUUUGAUCAGUGCCACGCUCCCCCACGAAAUCCUGGAAAUGACCAACAAAUUCAUGACAGAUCCCAUCCGUAUCCUGGUCAAACGUGAUGAGUUGACUCUGGAAGGCAUCAAGCAGUUUUUCGUGGCUGUUGAGCGAGAGGAGUGGAAGUUUGACACGUUGUGCGACCUCUACGAUACGCUGACCAUCACACAAGCCGUCAUCUUCUGCAACACCAAACGCAAGGUGGACUGGCUGACAGAAAAGAUGAGGGAAGCAAACUUUACGGUGUCGUCCAUGCACGGAGACAUGCCACAGAAAGAGAGAGAGUCUAUCAUGAAGGAGUUCAGAUCUGGAGCCAGUCGAGUGCUGAUCUCCACAGAUGUUUGGGCCAGAGGUCUGGAUGUUCCUCAGGUUUCGCUCAUCAUCAACUAUGAUUUGCCCAACAACAGAGAGUUGUACAUCCACAGGAUUGGUCGAUCGGGACGUUACGGCAGGAAGGGUGUUGCCAUCAACUUUGUGAAAAAUGAUGACAUUCGUAUCUUGAGAGAUAUUGAGCAGUACUACUCCACACAGAUCGAUGAGAUGCCCAUGAAUGUUGCUGAUCUGAUCUAAGAUGUUGGAUGUGGGCUGUAACUUCUGAUAAGUUUUUAUUUUCAUUUGGAUCUUAUUUUUCACCUCUUGUUAUUUUCUUUUAUUUACUCUGACAUUUUAUGUAGUUGAGCAAAUCAUUUGCUCAUAUUAAUGGAUAUUGUGUUUGAGGAGCAGCUGUUUAAUGUGCUUUGGAUUUUGUAAAUAAAGAAUCUUUGUCACUGUC